AUGGAAUUUGAUUUCAAACCAUCUUUUGAUCAUAAAUGGGAUACUCCUGCUCAAAAUGAGGUUUGUCCAUCACAACCACAGCCAGUACAAGCAGCACCAAAGGCCGUUAUUGAAACAUUUGACGUAGAUAAUGCUUUUGCAAAUUACAAGCCAAAUUUCAAGACAACAGUCACAAAAUCAGAAAUAGAAAUGCCAGAACCGGUUCCAGCUAUUGAUACACUCAAAGGAACUGUAGCAGAAGAAAUUUUUGGAAAGUUUUGCCAAGAAAAAUUCGGUUUUAAGCUCGAUUUAACAAAACAGUAA
Trichomonas vaginalis G3 is the source of this 303-nucleotide messenger RNA. RefSeq lists its product as uncharacterized. The record is from RefSeq and is a predicted model, not a curated record. Lineage: Eukaryota; Parabasalia; Trichomonadida; Trichomonadidae. The coding region runs from base 1 to 303 and encodes 100 amino acids. The transcript has a single exon.